Molecule: messenger RNA, 2090 nt
Organism: Prosopis cineraria
Lineage: Eukaryota; Viridiplantae; Streptophyta; Magnoliopsida; Fabales; Fabaceae
Product: indole-3-acetic acid-amido synthetase GH3.6-like
Exons: 3
Coding region: 75-1895 (606 amino acids)
Cellular component (GO): cytoplasm
Molecular function (GO): indole-3-acetic acid amido synthetase activity
Source: RefSeq, a predicted model, not a curated record
CUCCUCUCUAAAGAAUAUCUACUCUCUCUCUCUCUCUCUCUCUCUCUCUCUCUCUCUCUCACGCCACCAGCACCAUGCCUGAAGCACCCUUGGACUCCACCAUUAGCCUCUCUGAGCUCAACAAGAAAGCUCUUCAGUUCAUUGAGGACGUCACCUCCAACGCUGAUCAACUCCAACACAAGGUCCUCACCCAGAUUCUCUCCCGUAAUGCCAACGUCGAGUAUUUGCUCAGACAUGGCCUCAGCGGCCGCACCGACCGCCAUACUUUCAAGCAACUUCUUCCCCUCGUUUCCUACGACCAUAUCCAAUCUGACAUCAACCGCAUCGCCAAUGGCGACACUUCUCCCAUCCUUUGCUCCCAGCCCAUUUCUGAGUUCCUCACUAGCUCUGGGACAUCGGGAGGGGAAAGAAAGCUGAUGCCCACAAUUGAAGAAGAAGGCGAGAGAAGGAGUUCGCUUUAUAGCCUGUUGAUGCCCGUGAUGAGCCAGUUUGUGCCUGGCCUGGAAAAAGGCAAAGGAAUGUACUUGUACUUCAUUAAAUCUGAGGCCAAAACACCCUCAGGCCUCCUGGCUCGUCCCGUUCUCACUAGUUACUACAAAAGCUCUCAUUUUAAGAACAGAUCGCCCACCGAUCCCUACGCAAACUAUACCAGCCCCAUUGAGACCAUCCUUUGUCCUGAUUCCUACCAAAGCAUGUACUCCCAAUUGCUCUGCGGUCUCUGCCAAAACGACGUCGUCCUUAGGGUCGGUGCUGUUUUUGCCUCUGGCUUCAUCCGGGGAAUUCGCUUCCUUGAGAAACACUGGGCCCUUCUUUGCAACGACAUUAGAACAGGAACACUUAACCCCCAGAUCACGGACACUUCCGUGCGAGAUUCCGUCAUGAAGAUCCUGAAACCCGACCCGAUUCUAGCAGGUUUCAUUGAAUCCGAGUGCAGGAAAAAUUGUUGGCAGGGGAUCAUCACCAGGUUGUGGCCCAACACCAAGUACGUGGAUGUUAUUGUGACGGGGACGAUGUCACAGUACAUUCCCACGCUUGAUUACUACUCCAAUGGCCUACCACUUGUUUGCACCAUGUACGCUUCCAGCGAGUGCUACUUUGGACUCAAUCUCGACCCUCUUUGCAAACCCAGCGAGGUCUCUUACACCCUCAUCCCCACCAUGGCCUACUUCGAAUUCCUUCCUGUUAACAGAACCAAUGGACCCACCGAUUCUAUUCCUGACCCGACAUCCCGCGAUGAACAAGAGGUAGUGGACCUCGUGGAUGUCAAGCUCGGCCAAGAAUACGAGCUCGUCGUCACAACCUUUGCCGGGUUAUAUAGGUAUAAGGUGGGAGACGUGCUGAGAGUGGCUGGAUUCAAGAACAAGGCACCCCAGUUCAACUUCGUAUGCAGGAAGAACGUGGUGCUGAGCAUUGAUUCAGACAAAACGGACGAGGUUGAGCUUCAGCACGCAAUGAAGAAUGCUGUGACCCACUUGGCUCCAUUUGAUGCUGCCGUGGCUGAGUACACUAGUUACGCAGACACAAAUACAAUCCCGGGGCAUUAUGUGCUGUACUGGGAGAUCAACCUUAAUGGAUUGACUCCGAUUCCCGCAUCUGUGUACGAGGAUUGCUGUCAGACCAUUGAAGAAUCGCUCAACAGCGUGUACCGUCAAGGACGUGUGUCGGACAAAUCAAUUGGGCCACUUGAGAUUAAGAUUGUGGAACAGGGGACGUUUGAUAAAAUCAUGGAUUAUGCUAUCAGCUUAGGAGCAUCCAUAAACCAGUACAAGACGCCCAGGUGCGUCAAAUUCGCACCUGUUGUAGAGCUGUUAAACUCGAGGGUAGUGGCAAGCUACUUUAGUCCCAAAGGUCCGAAGUGGGUUCCGGGACACAAGCUAUGGAUCAAUCAGAAUUAAGAAUGUAAACAAGUGGACCCGAUCUGUUCUUGUAAUGGGAAAAGCUGAUCCUAACUUUUCUAGUUUCAUUCCAUGUUAAAAGACGUCUUCAGCCAGCUUUCAAGUUUUUACCCCCUUCCUGAAGCUUUACUGUUGUGUUAAUCUGCAUUGUCCAGAACUUGGCCAUUCUAAAUAGCAGCCAGUUAUUAACUUUUA